ACUUCCUGCUCUGCCCCGAGAGGGCCCUGCCGGGCGGCGGCGACAACACAAGUCGAGCCAUGGUCGCGCUGGAGAACCCGGAGGGCGGCUCGGAGGAGGCGGUGGCGGCGGUGGGAAGCGCCCCAGGCGGGCGGCGGACGCUGCCCCUUCCGGGCUGCCUGCCCGCUCUAGCUGGCUCCCAGGUGAAGAGGCUGUCAGCCUCCAAGCGGAAACAACACUUCAUCAACCAGGCUGUGCGGAACUCAGACCUCGUGCCCAAGGCCAAGGGGCGGAAGAGCCUCCAGCGCCUAGAGAACACCCAGUACCUCCUAACCCUGCUGGAGACGGACGGGGGCACAGCUGGUCUGGACGAUGGGGACCUGGCCCCCCCGGCAGCACCCGGGAUCUUCGCAGAGGCCUGCAGCAAUGAGACCUACAUGGAGGUCUGGAAUGACUUCAUGAACCGCUCUGGGGAGGAACAGGAAAGGGUUCUCCGCUACCUGGAGGAUGAGGGCAAGAGCAAGACACGGAGGAGGGGGCCUGGCCGCGGGGAGGACCGACGGAGAGAGGACCCGGCCUACACACCUCGUGACUGCUUCCAGCGCAUCAGCAGGCGUCUGAGAGCCGUCCUCAAGCGGAGCCGCAUCCCCAUGGAAACGCUGGAGACCUGGGAGGAGCGGUUGCUGAGGUUCUUCUCUGUGUCUCCCCAGGCCGUGUACACGGCCAUGCUGGACAACAGUUUCGAGAGGCUCCUGCUUCACGCCAUCUGCCAGUACAUGGACCUCAUCUCAGCCAGUGCCGACCUGGAGGGCAAGAGGCAGAUGAAGGUCAGCAAUCGGCACCUGGACUUCCUGCCACCGGGGCUGCUCCUGUCCGCGUACCUGGAACAGUGCAGCUGAUGGCAGCCCCGCCCCCCCCCCCCCCACGCUGCCUCCCCCUUGCCCAGACCUCGGAUACCAUUUGCUACAGUAUCUUUAUUAUUUUGAGAAUUUGUCCCUGUAGACACGCUCUUCCCCUCGGGUGGCUCUCUCUCACCCUGGCCCCUUCCCUGUCCACCUCUCCCAGAUAAACGCUGGGGGCUGGGGCCACCCUGGACUGGCCUGGCCUUGCAGCUCCCCGCUCUGGGACUUGUAUUCGAGCGAGGAGACCCGGCCUGGUCACCUCUGUGUUCCUUCAUUCUGCUUUUCCAGCCCCGUUUGAAGCUUAAGCGAGGAAUGAGAGGCUGGGUUUUUAUCACUUUUAAUGAAUUUGG
Molecule: messenger RNA, 1231 nt
Organism: Callorhinus ursinus (northern fur seal)
Lineage: Eukaryota; Metazoa; Chordata; Mammalia; Carnivora; Otariidae
Gene: R3HDM4
Product: R3H domain containing 4
Molecular function (GO): nucleic acid binding
Source: RefSeq, a predicted model, not a curated record